Molecule: messenger RNA, 1559 nt
Organism: Branchiostoma belcheri (Belcher's lancelet)
Lineage: Eukaryota; Metazoa; Chordata; Leptocardii; Amphioxiformes; Branchiostomatidae
Product: toll-like receptor 13
Exons: 1
Coding region: 51-1559 (502 amino acids)
Biological process (GO): immune response; inflammatory response; toll-like receptor signaling pathway
Cellular component (GO): membrane
Molecular function (GO): protein binding; transmembrane signaling receptor activity
Source: RefSeq, a predicted model, not a curated record
CGUACCAGCUGGAACAUUUGGAUCUGAGUCAUAACAUUAUCAACACCGUCAUGCCAUCCGCCUUCAGUAUACUAUGGCGCCUACAGUUCCUAGAUCUCAGCCAUAACGAGAUCAGCACCGUUAUGCCAUCCGCCUUCCGUGGACUAUCGUGGCUACAGUUCCUGGAUCUGAGUCAUAACGAGAUCAGCACCGUUAUGCCAUCCGCCUUCCGUGGACUAUCGGGGCUACAGUUCCUGGAUCUCAGAAACAACAAGAUAAAGAAUAUAACUAAGUCAACAUUUGAAGGUUUAAGUAACCUUACACAUCUAAACCUGGAAGCCAACAGGAUAGCAGUGAUUGGGGACGCCUUUCAGCGUCUGUACGGGUUAAGACACCUGAAUCUGAGGAGCAACAGUUUAGCUGUUUUAAAUCAAACAACACUGGGUCCUGUUGUCUAUCGGUUAGAGUCUAUCCACAUUGCAGACAACCCGUUCCUGUGUGACUGUAAGUCAAUGUGGUUUGUCGAGUGGGCCCUGGAUAAAUACGACAGGGUAGCGAACUUCCACAACCCCUAUCCUGACUUAGGUCAAGGGUACACAUGUUACCGUCCAGCUGGAUUGCGUGGAAGACGUUUGAAAGACGGGUUGACGCAGAAACAACAAUCUAAGGACAGACAGGAUCCAUCGGAACGAAAGUUUUUCGACAUAGUCUGUAGUCAUGGAUUCCGGCCCAACCGCCUCCUGGCUUGUGUACUCGCCUCUUCUGGCAUCUUCGUCGCCAUGACGACCAUUUUCCUGGUCGACUACCACGUCGGCCGUGUUCAGUACUACCUGUGGAUGUUGGACAAGUGGAGGAGACCGAAGAUUGGCGAAGUCAAGAACCAAGAUCCGCCCAGAUACACGCACGAUGCUUUUCUUGCCUACAACAACCGGGACGUCCGGUGGGUUAUACAUGAAGCGAUAGAGAAUCUGGAACCUGACUACAGUCUGGUAAUACACGAAAGGGACUUUGCAGUGGGCGCUCCCAUUGUGGAAAACAUCGCGGAUGCCGUGGAAAACAGCCGGAGAACCGUCUGCCUCAUCACCAGGAACUUCCUGAAGAGUAAGUGGUGCGAGUACGAGUUCCAGCUGGCCCAGUACCACAUGUUUGAGGAGGGGGGAGGGGUGCGUCUCAUCCUGGUGUUUCUGGAGAGGAUUCCUAACGAAAUGCUGAAACAGUUCCGCCAUCUGAACGCCGUAGUAAAGAGAGACACGUACCUGGAGUGGCCACACGACGUGCGGAAAAGGCCGCUGUUCUGGAGGCGGCUGCGAGACGCUCUAGGCGAUCCUCUACCCCGGGACCCAGAGCCUCAGCAGCAGGUACAGGGUCCGGAACAGAACGCUCCGGAACGGAACAUUCCGGAAGAGCCGGUACGGAACAUUCAGGAACAGCAAGAACAGGCUCCAGUAAGGAACAUUGUGGAAGUGCAGGUCCAUGCCCCCAUGCGGAACAUUCCGGAACUGCAAGAUGACAUUCUAUUACCAGAUCCAGACGAACAGUGGUUCGGAGAUGGGGAUGACGUGCCCCUUCUACCGCUGUAG